Messenger RNA from Brassica napus (rape), 3206 nucleotides. Its product is annotated as extensin-2-like. Gene Ontology annotation, molecular function: structural constituent of cell wall. The record is from RefSeq and is a predicted model, not a curated record. The transcript has a single exon. NCBI's taxonomy places the organism in Eukaryota, Viridiplantae, Streptophyta, Magnoliopsida, Brassicales, Brassicaceae. Bases 82 to 2928 code for a protein of 948 amino acids. Gene Ontology annotation, biological process: plant-type cell wall organization.
UGACCACAAUUCUUACAACACAAACCAAAACAAGAAAAAUAAACCAACGUAAAAGCGUUGGUAGAGAAAAGGCAAAUCACAAUGAGAUCUUCUUCAAGGAUGGGGUCUUCAACCCAUCUCAUCUACGCUCUAGGCGUGAUCAUCAUGGCAACAAUGGUUGCUGCGUAUGAACCAGUGACAUUGCCACCACUCCCGUCAUAUUCACCAUCUCCAAAGGUAGAAUACAACACUCCUCCCCUACCGUACAUUAGCAGUUCUCCACCACCACCAACAUACUAUUCUCCAUCACCAAAGGUUGAUUACAAAUCUCCACCACCACCAUAUGUCUACAGUUCUCCACCACCACCACCAUAUUAUUCACCAUCUCCAAAGGUUGAGUACAAAUCUCCUCCUCCACCAUAUGUCUACAAUUCUCCACCACCACCAUACAAUUCACCAUCUCCUAAGGUCGAGUACAAAUCUCCACCACCACCAUAUGUUUAUAGUUCUCCUCCACCACCUCCUUACUACUCUCCAUCACCAAAAAUAGAUUACAAGUCUCCUCCACCACCAUAUGUCUACAGUUCUCCACCACCACCACCAUAUUACUCACCAUCUCCCAAGGUUGAAUACAAGUCUCCUCCACCACCAUAUGUCUAUAGUUCUCCACCACCACCUCCGUAUUAUUCUCCAUCACCGAAGGUAGAUUACAAAUCUCCUCCUCCACCAUAUGUCUACAGUUCUCCACCACCACCGUACUAUUCUCCAUCUCCUAAGGUAGACUAUAAGUCUCCUCCACCACCAUAUGUCUACAACUCCCCUCCACCACCUUAUUACUCUCCAUCACCUAAAGUAGACUACAAGUCUCCACCACCACCAUAUGUUUACAGUUCUCCACCACCACCAUAUUACUCUCCAUCUCCCAAAGUAGACUACAAAUCACCUCCUCCACCAUAUGUUUACAAGUCCCCUCCAACACCAUAUGUCUACAAUUCUCCACCACCACCACCAUAUUAUUCUCCAUCUCCUAAGGUAGACUAUAAGUCUCCUCCACCACCAUAUGUCUACAACUCUCCUCCACCACCUUAUUACUCUCCAUCACCUAAAGUAGACUACAAGUCUCCACCACCACCAUAUGUUUACAGUUCUCCACCACCACCAUAUUAUUCUCCAUCUCCCAAAGUAGACUACAAGUCUCCACCACCACCAUAUGUUUACAGUUCUCCACCACCACCAUAUGUCUACAGUUCCCCACCACCACCACCAUAUGUCUACAGUUCCCCACCACCACCUCCAUACUACUCCCCAUCACCGAAGGUUGACUAUAAAUCUCCUCCUCCACCAUAUGUCUACAAUUCUCCACCACCACCAUACUACGCUCCAUCUCCAAAAGUAUACUACAAGUCUCCUCCACCACCAUAUGUUUACAGUUCCCCACCACCACCAUAUUACUCACCAUCGCCUAAGGUUGUAUACAAAUCUCCUCCACCCCCAUAUGUCUAUAGUUCGCCUCCACCACCAUACUAUUCACCUUCUCCAAAGGUACACUAUAAAUCUCCACCACCACCUUAUGUUUACAGUUCUCCACCACCACCAUACUACUCACCUUCCCCUAAGGUACACUACAAGUCUCCACCACCACCAUAUGUCUACAGCUCUCCACCACCACCAUACUACGCUCCAUCUCCAAAAGUAUACUACAAGUCUCCUCCACCACCAUAUGUUUACAGUUCCCCACCACCACCAUAUUACUCACCAUCUCCAAAGGUUGUAUACAAAUCUCCUCCACCUCCAUAUGUCUAUAGUUCUCCUCCACCACCAUACUAUUCACCUUCUCCGAAGGUACACUACAAAUCUCCACCACCACCUUAUGUUUACAGUUCUCCACCACCACCGUACUACUCACCUUCCCCUAAGGUUCACUACAAGUCUCCACCACCACCAUAUGUUUACAGCUCUCCACCACCGCCAUACUAUUCACCAUCCCCUAAAGUACCAUACAAAGCGCCAAAACACCCUCAUGUAUGUGUUUGUCCACCACCUCCUCCAUGUUAUAGUCCAUCACCAAAGACAGUAUACAAAUCUCCACCACCACCGUAUGUCUACAGUUCUCCACCGCCACCGUAUUACUCACCUUCUCCAAAAGUGUACUACAAGUCACCACCACCACCACCAUACUACUCACCAUCUCCUAAGGUAGAGUACAAGUCUCCUCCACCACUAUAUGUUUACAGCUCACCACCACCGCCAUACUACUCACCAUCUCCUAAAGUAAACUACAAAUCUCCUCCACCACCAUAUGUCUACAGUUCUCCACCACCACCACCAUACUACUCACCUUCUCCAAAGGUUGAUUAUAAGUCUCCUCCACCACCAUAUGUCUACAGUUCUCCACCACCACCAUACUACUCACCAUCGCCUAAGGUAGACUACAAAUCUCCUCCACCACCUUACGUCUACAGUUCUCCACCACCACCGUACUACUCACCUUCCCCUAAGGUUUACUACAAUUCUCCUCCACCACCGUACGUUUACAGCUCCCCUCCACCACCAUAUUACUCACCUUCCCCUAAAGUGUACUACAAGUCUCCUCCACCACCAUACGUUUACAGUUCUCCACCACCACCACCAUAUGUCUACAACUCACCACCACCACCACCAUACUACUCACCAUCUCCUAAAGUAGAGUACAAGUCUCCUCCACCUCCAUACGUCUACAGUUCUCCACCACCACCAUACUACUCACCUUCCCCAAAAGUUGAGUACAAAUCUCCACCACCCCCAUAUGUCUACAGCUCUCCACCACCACCACCAUACUAUUCACCAUCUCCUAAAGUAGACUACAAAUCUCCUCCACCACCAUACGUCUACAGUUCUCCACCACCACCAUACAUCUCACCUUCUCCAAAAGUUGAGUACAAAUCUCCACCACCACCUUCGUAUUACUGAAAACCAGUAAAUGCGGGUCUUAAAUAAGCUUUCCAGUAUUAUUUGAUUUCAAAUCUUUUCUUCUUGUUACAUGUGUGCAAUCAGUUUCAAUUUUCUUGAGAAUGUGGACUAAUAACAUGGCUACAAUACUUUUAUAUGGUUUCGUAUGUUUUCUUUUAUUUAAUUUCUGCAAAGAUUUCUUGCGGUCUGUUUGUAAUUCUUUGCAAUGAGCCAAUGAUUAUGUAUUGCGUAUUCUUGACAAGGCAGCUUUGGAGAACCACCUAAUCCUUUUAACUUGA